CAGCCAGGCAGCAAUACAUACAUGUCAGGCAGAGAGAGUUCAAAAACGCCACGCCACGCCACAGACAGCAAUGAAUAAGAGACGGACGACCACUGCCUUCCCCUCCUUCUUUCUUCCGUCCGUCCGUAUCACACACGACAAAGAACCCUCCCCUCAACAACCACACCACCACAGCCGUCACUCUCCGCCAUCGUCGGUCUUGGUCGUCCCAUCUCCCUUACUGUCGCCAUUGAACCGGUACGGAUAGCUCGCGCCACCCUCCUUCCUCGAUGACGACGCCUCGCCAUCCCGCCCGCCCUGCUCCCCAGGAGUCUCCCCCUCAUCGUGGCCAUGGCUGUUGUUCUCAAUCCACGUGGACAGCAGGGGGAUGCCGACGGACCGCCGCUCCUCUGCCACAGACCCCAUCGACGAACACGACUCGACAUGACGCUGCGGCCGAUGUUGCUGAUCCUGCCGCAAUUCCACCACUGCGGGCGGUGCAACUGCCAGCGGGGGGGCACUUGGUGAGUGGGCGGUGGGUGAUGUUGGUAGUGGUGGUAGCGGCUGGGGGACGGGUGCGGGUGCUGCGUCGAUAAAGCUCGAUGACGAGCCGGUGCGGCCACACACGGCGAAGCACUUGGUCCAGCGGCGCAGAAUAAAGUCCAUAGUAUCGGACACGCGACGAAUCGUAGUUCUGAUGAGCACACACACACACGACAGACAGGCAGGCAAGCGCGGGGGAUGGAUGGAUGGAGGGAGGGAGGGAGGGAGGGAGGGACAAGGCAGGUUGAGUGUCCACCUUACGCAUUAGCGUCUGGCUGGGCGAGGGUGGAGACAAAACCCGAUAAAACGUCCACAUUGUCUCGGCCAUCGCUGAAGGCUGCCGCCUCAUCCUUGUCUCCCUUCACACCGUCAUGGCCGCACACACACGCCUCACCACCGCCACCAGGGGCGGCAGCAGGAUCAGCGGACAGUGGUGCCGGUGGAUCCCCCUCUCUCCGGUCAUCGUCAGUGCCGUUUUUUGUGGCGGCAUCAGGCAGCGGCACCGCCUUCAUGCCGGCCCUAGGGAAGAUCCGUCUGAGUGCGGGCGACCAUGGUGACCAGUAGGCCUGCCCGUCGCUGCUGGUCUCCCUUCGUUGCCGCGCCGUAAUGGCUCCUGGGGGCGUCCCCGCACGCCUAGCAGAUCGGGUGAGCAGUGGGCUCCGCCGUUGCUGCAUACGGGGGGAGAGACGAUUGGCGGCCUGCUGCUGCUGUUGCUGCUGUGACGACGAGACGGCGUUGGCAGACGGGAUGAACUCGCCGACACGGUGGAUGUGGCUCUUGAUGCCGAGCAGCUCUUCGUAGGCCUCCAUGAUCUCCUGGACGACCUGAGCCUGCACCUCCUCGGUGAUGAGCAGACCGGCACGGUCCUUGGCGGUGAAGACUGCCGACUCGUCGUUGAGCACCUCAGCCAAGUCACACGCGUUGAACUGAACACACACACACCAACACAUACACACAUAAAGAAUAAGACAUGCUGAUGGUUGUUUUGAUUGCUGGGUGGUCCGACUGACUGACCGAGUGAGGCGGCAGUGUGCGGCUGGCGGCGAUGGUGCUGGCGUCGGUCCCUAUAGCGCUCGCAUUGACGCUCUCGGGCGUACUGCUCGACCCACCCGCCACAGACUUGUCCCCCUCACCACCACCCCCACCACCACUUGCUGCUGCCGUCUCAGUGCCGCCCCCCACCCCGUAGCCCGCGAGGCUCAUGCCCAUGUUCUCCAUUAUCUGCGUGACGGCGCCGGUAGUGCCGGAGGUGCCACCGCCAGGGUCAUUCUUGCGCAUCGUCCAUCCAUUUCUCCUCUCCUGCCACUCUUGGCUGUAGUUCUGCAGGCUCUUGUAGGCGCCCUUGCUGGUGUCCUUGACGAGGCGGAAUGUGCCAAGGAUGGGGAGGUAGAUGAGGUUGAGCAUCCCCACCCCCACACCCAUGGCACCGCCCACGAAGCCGCCCGACUUGACGCCGUGGAGCGGGUACGUCACGAUGCCUUCGAAACCUGAUGCAUGCAUCAUUAGGAUGGAUGUGCAGCAUCGUCAGAAGAGACAAAUUGCAAGGGAGGGACGGCUUUGUGUGUGUGUGUGUGUGUGUGUGGUGCGUGUGUGAGGGGGCGGGAGGUGGCUGACCCUGCUGCAGGCAUUCGGCGUAUGUCUGUGCGCCCCGCAUGACGCCUUCGUGGAAGUUGCGGAUGUUGCCCUUCUUGCGCCGCCACGUCCAGUCGAUGGCAUGGUACUCCCUGACACAGCAACCAUAGUGACCACAUCGACCAUCUGCAGAGAGAGACAGAUGGACUGCGUACCUACCUUCUUGUGUGUGGCCUGAAGUUGAGUAUGGCGUCGUCAUCGGUGCCCUUCCUCCUCUGCAUGGUGCCCAGGACGUCCCGCCUCACCAGGUGCGGCCACUCGUCCGCAUCGCCAUCGUCGCUAACCCCACGCUGCGCAGCCAACUCCGGUGGCACCGGCACGCUGAUAACCAAACCGUCCUCAGCACUCGACGAAGACGACCCCUCCCCCUCUCCCUCUCCCUCCGUCAGGUCGUCUUUGCCAGCCGCGGCGGUCUCCAACAGCGGCAGAUUUGGCUCACUGACAGACAUCGGAGGCAUCAUGUCCACUCGACGCCUUACUGUGGCACUGGCAGCCGACGGGGCAGCGUCGCCAUCCCCCGAGCACUCAGUGCGAUCGCUGGGAUCCCUCAAGGGGUCAGAGAGGAGGUCUGUGGGUGCUGGUGGUGCUGCUGGUGGCGGGGGAGGGGGAGGUGUGGGGGGCGGCUGGGCAGUGUCUUGGGUUGGUGUGGUGGGUGCUGCAUCUGGCUUGCUGCUGGUGUCCUUCUGCCCUCCGAGUAGGGGCGGCAGUGGUGGCGCGUCGGCUUUAGAUCGGAUGAGCGGCUUGGUCUGCUGUGAGAGGGGCGUCUCGAGAGGGAAGCGUCGCCUGCGCCGCCACGCGUAGCCCUGCGGGCCGUUGAUCACAUAGUCACAUACCCUGCCAGGUCAGACAAUCGACAAGCAGACCAGACGCACACCGAUCAACACAAUCCACACACGGGAUCGUUCUCGUGUUCCUUCUUACUUGCAGAGCCUCAUAUCGGCGUCGUGGUCGUAGACCUUGGCCAGCCCCGCCGUCUGCAGAAAGUGCUGCUUCGACUUGCUGGACCGGCCCAUCGGUGACCGAAAGGGAUCGCUCUGGUGACUCAAACACCGAGUGGCCCUGACAGGCGUCUCCCCACCGCCACCCACACCCACACCCACAGACGCCUCGGUGGCGCACCGCAUCGGCGGCGCCGACACUGCUCGCGCAGACGCUGUGGCUGUGGCUUUGUUGUCGGUGUCUGCCAGGCUGGCCGUGUCGGUGGACAUGGCCAGCAGGGGCUCGCCGGCAGCAGGAACGGCGUCGGAGCGUGAGAGUCUGGCGGGGGAGCGCGCCUCGAGGCUGACGGGCGAUGGCGAGCCGUUGGGCGUCUUGGAGAGGGCAUCGAUCUGGCUGUGGGUGGCGGAACGCAGCUCCUGGAUUGUCUGGCGUGUAGCAAAAGGGCAGCGAAUGAAUGACCACUGAGUGUGUGUGGGUGUGGUGUGUGCGCGUGUGGUGUGGUGUGUGACCUGGUCCUGUCUCUGCAGUAGUGCCUGUCGGCAGACUUCGCACUGCAGCAGGUCCAGGGGCAGCUGCCGGUGGAACGCCGCCACGCCCUCCUCCACACCAUUCUCACGCGCCAUCUGCUCCGCCAAAAUGGCCGCAUUCGCCUUGGUCUAAAGAUACACCAAAACCAACGCACACGUGACCAAUACGGCUCGCUCUGCUGAUGAGUAUCUCUCACAUCGUCUCGCUGGCAGUGUCGAAUGGCCUCCGCGAAGGCUUUCUGCGUCAUGCGUGUGCCGGCGAUGGGUGCCGGCCCCGCCCCGAACCGCUUGACCAUCUCGCCCCAGAAGAACUGGUCGCCGAAAAACGGCACGACGAUGGUGGGCCGGCCGGCGCGGAGCCCCGCUGCCGUCGUGCCGGCGCCGCCGUGAUGGCAGACGGCCUCACACCGGGGAAACAGCCAAUCGUGCGGACAGUUGCCUGCAGGAGACAAAGAGGCAGGCGUGGAGAUGGGGUGGUGGAGAGAUGGACUGACCGAUGAAGAAGAUUUGGUCGGGGUUGACGUCUUCGAGUUUGGAGAGGUCCUCGCUCCAGCCCUUGUUGAUCAACGCACGCACUCCAGUGGAGCUGUCAGACAACCAGCCACCCAGAGAGACACACGAGGAGAGAGGGAGAGAGAGAGAGAUGCAGCGAGCCAGCCAGGCACCCGGCCGUGUGUGGUAGGCUGCUUACAUGACGGCUUUGAUGAUUCCGCUCAUGAUUCGGUCGAAGCCGUCGACCACCACAGAGCCAAAGCCGAUGUAGAAGGGCGGCGGACCCUUAGACAUGAAGGCGUCCAAGUCGCUGGGCGGCCGAUACGACGUCACACUGAGAAAUGCGCACAGACCCACAAAACACACACAACACACACAUACAGAUGGAUGGUUCAAGCUAGCAUGGUGGCGGGGCGGGGGGGCACACCAACCAGUCAAGGAAGAAGAAUCCGGUGAUGUCGAUCUGCGGCCCCCAGUCUUUCGGCUUUGGGAUGAGGGACGGCGACCAGCAGUAGGCAUGCGGCACCUUCAAGUGGUCCAACAAACUAGGAGCUGACAGAUCAACAGAAGCACCGCCACUGAUGGAAUGCCUGGGCUCUUUCUUCUCUCCUGAUUGAUUGAUUGAUUGCUUGACUGACUGACCUUCUUCGGUCCUGUGGAUGGUGUCCAGGCCGAGUGUCCUCUUGCGGAAGUUGUUGAUGAGGUCCCGCAUGCCCAGCCACGUCAGCUCGUUGACCAAAGUGUAAGACAGCCAAUUCUCAAACUCAUUCGUCGCCCUGCAAAGCACAGACACACACAUAUCCACACAUCCGUUUGUUUGCAUGUGUGUGUCUGGCUACGGCCCCCACCUACCCACCUGUCAUGGUGUGUGAGGGGGUGGGGGAAGCUCUCUGUGGGCGACCACGGCAUAGUGAAGUAGAUGUGGCAAGGGAUCUUGAGCCGCUCCGCCACGUGGAUGUGCGCCCACGACACAGGGUUCGCUAUGAUGGCCUCGGCCACAAACUCCUCACCCGUGUCCAAAUCACUCGCCCUGCACAGCACACACACAGCGGCAUGGGAUGGACAUCUAGCGUCUUGUCGUCUGUCUCUUGUGUGUGUCACUCAUUCGGUCAUUGGUACGUGCUGGCGGGCCAGGCCGACUGGAUGAUCUCAUCGAGGAUCUGGCGCUUCUUGGGGAUCUCACGGGGGUCGCGCGGCAGCAGACCUGACCCACCGCACCAGCCCCACCCCCAACACACGACUGUGCGGCACUUGCCUGUGUGUGAGUGUAUGUGUGUGAGUUGAUAUGGGCCCUGACAGGCACGUACCAGGGUUGCGCACCAUGUAGGCGAGCAGCUCCUUGGGGUCACCGCCCAGCGGAUAAAACGCCAGACCCUCACCCUUGACGAAAUCCUACCACACACCGCACCCAUGCGCUCAUGCGUCACUCCCUCCCUGCCUGCCUCCCGUGUCACCCUGAAAUUAGAGUGUGUGGCGAGCCUGCAGGUGUGUCCGAUCUCAUUCAGCUUCUUGGCCAGCGGGAUGAAUGGCUGCACGUCGCCCCGCGACCCCACCACCAGGAUCAGUAUCUUGAGCCGCGGGAUGAACUCCAGAUUGUCCGGCUGGAUGAACAGCUGGCCCACAAGCAUGUGCGCCUUGCUCCGGACGUCCUCCCGACACAGAAACUCCGUCAGGUCCUUCUCGAUGCACCGCACACUCUUGUCGAUCGACACGUCGUUCUGGUCCUCCAGACCACACACAGUCUCCUCCAGGCGGUGCACCAGCUCGGGGAAUUCGGGAGAGGGGAGGUUGGGGAAGCGAAGCUCGAUGCGCCGGAGGGAGACGAUGAAGUAGGAGGAGCUCAUGAGCAGCUCUCGCGUGGCGUCUUGGUGUUCGAUCUGGAAGAGGAGCAGGAGCUGCGCGCCUCGCCGGCUCCACCCCUUGAUGCGGAUCUGGUAGUGGGGCGUGGUGUCCUUGAUGCUGUCGCGGUCGUGCCGGCUGGCCUCCUUCUUGGCGAGCUCCUCACCUGCCGCACGAAGGUCAAUGCGGCUGUCGUGGGUGAGGGUCCUGUGCAGCACCAUCGAUACACCACACACACAACAGACAGACAGACAGGCAGACAGAUAGGCAACAGGUGAGGUGCCGAUGCAUAACUUGCUUGUCCAUCUCUCGGAGCCCGUGUGUGUGUGUGUGUGACCUGAGGAGUUUGAUGGCUUCCUCGUCCUUGGCUUCAUCGUCGCUUGGCAGAGAUGCCGGCGAGUCCUCCUUGACGGCACGGCCGGGCGACCGCAGCUGCCCCUCGGCCACGGCAGCAGGCUUGCUGCCCCUCGCUGAUCUGGGCCGCUUCGACGAGUCGGAUGAUGCGCGAGACCGAAACAUCAGGGACGCCGCGAGCAACAGAAAGAGAAGCAGCACCGACUACUUAGCAGCACCGAAUACUAGCAUAAGCCAUCAGCACGUGGUUUUUUC
Molecule: messenger RNA, 6560 nt
Organism: Vitrella brassicaformis
Lineage: Eukaryota; Vitrellaceae
Source: the annotation of a GenBank genome assembly